Panthera uncia (snow leopard) is the source of this 3022-nucleotide messenger RNA. RefSeq lists its product as uncharacterized. The transcript has 2 exons. Lineage: Eukaryota; Metazoa; Chordata; Mammalia; Carnivora; Felidae. Bases 1 to 768 code for a protein of 255 amino acids. The record is from RefSeq and is a predicted model, not a curated record.
AUGGAGGGGGAGGGUGGAGGCGGGGCCUGCGCGUCGGAGGGGCGGGACCUAGGCCCCGACGGCGAAUCGAAUGCGGUCUCCUGCGCAGGCCCCGCCCCCGCGCGCCCCGCCCCUCGGGCCGCCGCCGGCGCCCGGGGCGUCCGGUUCUGGCGGCGGUGGGGCGCGGUGGGGAGCCGCUUCCAGAAGGUUCGGCGACUGUUGGGCGGUGCCGAGCGCGGCAGCCGCGUGGAUCAGCCUCGCCCCGCGCCGCGCGUGUCCGCGGGGGGGAGGGGCCGUCCCGGCAGCCGACGCUGGGCGGUUGCGGAUACAGCGCCCCGGGAGGUGAGCGAGCCCGGGCUCGGAGGCCCUGGGGCUGGAGUGCGGCAGGAAGGCCUGCGGGGGUCCGCCUCCGGGGCUUGCACUCUCGAAUCAGCCCCUGACGGGAAAUUGGAGGUCCCCCCAUCCCCCGUAAACGAGCAUUUAUGGCGGAGCUGCUGGGUAUUGUGCUGGGAGGGCACGUGGGUGCGCAGAACCCGGAGUCCGGAGCCGGCGAGCUGGGCUGCAGACGACCAAGGACCCGGGAUGGCCUACACCGCCGGCUGCAGGCAGGGAAUCCGCCUACGCGGUCCGCUGCGGACCGCCUCGAGCUUCGUGCAGGAUUUCCUGGAAGCCCUGAGCUUUUGCUUGGGGGUGUGCGUGCGGGCGGCGGUAGGGCGCCCUAAAGAUGUCUUCCCAGACGGUCAAUGCAAUGGAACAAGUCUUUACUGGGGCCCUGCCCUUUUUGUAUAGGUGAGAACAUUCCCAUGAAGUUGGAUACCUUUUGUUCUUCGAAAACCUCAAAAAAUCUGAUUUGGAGACAAAUCCGGGACACAAGAAACCUGACUGUGACCACCUGCUGAACCAUAUUCCUAGACUAGGGAAUGGGCUGAAUGGUUCAGGAUUAAAUAGACUGGUCCCUCCCAGAGGGAGACAAAAAAAAGAGAUCUGGGACAACAUCUGUACCUUUGGAAAAGGGUGUGGCUAAGCUUUGGCCCAAAGACAGCAUCUGUCAACACUGCCCAUGUGACAGCUCUUCUUGUAGCAGAGGGAGCCAGGGAACAUGACCUUUCAGCCCAGAUAUUGUUGUGUCCUGCUUCUGUAGAGAAAAUGAUGCUCCAGGAUUAACCACUUGUAUGUCAUUGCCAGUAGUUUAUACUGUUGCCCAGUGUUCAAGGUCAGCAGUGGGGUGGGGGGGGGGGGGCAAUCCUUUAGCAAAGCCAUUACCAGUUAGCUUUACUACAGCGCUGGUGGAUUUACACUGGUCUUUCACCUUACAGCCUCCCUCCUUCCCACGUCAGGUUUUUCCCUAUUUUCUCAAGCUGUUGAGCCAUUUCCAUCCUUGUCUUUUGGGGCAAAACUUCUCAGAAAAGCUGUUUAUAUAUACACCCUCUGUCCUCUGUACCCCCCUCCCAUUCUCUCCUGAACCCAUUCCAUCCCUGGGUUUUGUCUCUACAGCUCAGUUUGUCAAGGUCACUAAUUCCUUCCCAAGUUGCUAAAUCCAGUAAUCUGUUGUCAGAAGUCAUCUCUCUCGAAACGUGAACUCCUUGCCUUCCAAGACACCCCACGCUACUACUUUUCUGGCCACUUUGCUGGGUCUGCUCUGCUAGUUCUGCCACGUGGGAUGCCCAGAACUCUCCCCCGAAUUCUAGACUCUCGCCUAGACUCCUAGACUCACUAGACUCCUCAUGCCUGGACCUCACAUCACCCCAGUGGUGUUCUAGGCAUCUCCCACUCCCCCUGAGACUGCUUCUCCCAGUCUUCCCCAUUACAGUUUCUUUUUUCCAAUUGUUCAAGCUAACAACUGGGGAGUCACCUGUGACUCAUUUCUCUCCCAUCCCUCAUCCAACCCAUCUGCAAAUCCUGCCAGCUCUGCAUCCAGAGUAAGUCUAGGCAAGCCAGUUAAGCGUCUGACUUCGCCUUAGGUCAUGAUUUCAUGGUUAGUGAGUUCGAGCCCCGUAUCAGGCUCUGUGCUGACAGCUCAGAGCGUGGAGCCUGCUUCAGAUUCUUCCUGCCCCUCCCCCGCUCACACUCUGUCUCGCCUCAAAAAUAAAUAAACAUUAGAAAACAUUAAACAAGGAAAGUAAGUCUAGAAUGUGCCCUGUCUCCCUGUAGCAUUCCAAGCAUCGUCCACACCUCUGUCCAGAUGUCCUCAUCUCCGCUCUCCCCGUGCUUGCGUGGUCCCCACUGCCAUGACCCCUCAGAGGGUCCUUGACUACAACUAACACCUCUUUCCUCAGGCACCCCCAAGCUUCAGCCCUCACUUCCUUGGGUCUUUACUAAAAUAUCACCUGUAAAUAAGGCCUUCCCUGACCACCUGUCAAAAGCUGAGUUCCUCAGUAGUCCCUAAUUUCUCCCUGGCUUAAUUUUCCCCUUAGCUCUUAAUGCCACUUAGUAUAUAUUUUACUCAUCUAUUUUUUUUAAUAAGUGAGUAAGACAGUUUUUUUUUUAAUUUUUUUUAACGUUUUAUUUAUUUUUGAGACAGAGACAGAGCAUGAACGGGGGAGGGUGAGAGAGAGAGGGAGACACAGAAUCUGAAACAGGCUCCAGGCUCCGAGCUGUCAGCACAGAGCCCGACGCGGGGCUUGGGCUCGCAGACUGCGAGAUCAUGACCCGAGCCAAAGUCAGACACUUAACCGACUGAGCCACCCCGUUACCCCAAUUUACUCAUCUAUUUAUUUUGUCUCUGCCAACCAUGUUUUUCAUUGCUGUAUCCUAAGCUCCUAGAAGAGUGCUUAGCACAUAACAGGUGCUCAGGAAAUAUUUUACAGAUGAUUGACUCAACAGAGGUUUACCAACAGCAACGAGUUGAACUACCUCAGGUAUUUAAUUAAUUCUAUUUAAUUUCCCCACUCUUUCUUUGGACUAGAAAUAGUAUCCACAAAUUGUCAUUCAAAAAAAAAACUUACAGGGGUGCCUGAGUGGCUCAGUGGGUUAAGCGUCUGACUUCGGCUCAGGUCACGAUCUCACAGUUUGUGAGUGCGAGUCCACGAUGGGCUGACAGCUC